UUGUGCCAAGUAAAAUGAGUCGUUUAGCAGUUUUUGUAAUAAGUGUUGUUGGUGCGACUAUUGUGUUGGCAGAUGUUACUCCACGAAGAGACGCAGAGUAUCCACCACCAGAACUUCUGGAGGCUCUGCGGCCCCUUCGCGAUAUAUGUGUGAAGAAAACGGGAGUAUCUGACGAGGCCAUCAAAGAGUUUAGCGACGGUAAGGUUCACGAAGACGAAAAACUGAAAUGCUACAUGAACUGUCUAUUCCAUGAGGCUAAAGUGGUUGAUGACACAGGCCACGUGCACCUGGAGAAACUUCACGAUUCUCUUCCCGAUUCCAUGCAUGAUAUUGCGCUCCACAUGGGCAAGCGCUGUCUCUAUCCAGAGGGAGAAAAUCUCUGUGAAAAGGCUUUCUGGCUGCACAAAUGCUGGAAGGAGUCUGAUCCCAAGCAUUACUUCCUGAUCUAAGACGCUAGCAGAAUCAGAAAUGGAUUGCAAAAAUAACAUGCAAUAGUGUAAAAAUAAAUAAGCACGUAGAAGUUGUAACUAACUACCAAGAAAAAAUCUAAAUUUAGGAAUAGUAAGUGACUAACCUAAAGCAAUUAACAAAAGCAA
Molecule: messenger RNA, 596 nt
Organism: Ochlerotatus camptorhynchus
Lineage: Eukaryota; Metazoa; Arthropoda; Insecta; Diptera; Culicidae
Product: general odorant-binding protein 83a-like
Exons: 4
Coding region: 15-449 (144 amino acids)
Biological process (GO): sensory perception of smell
Molecular function (GO): odorant binding
Source: RefSeq, a predicted model, not a curated record